This is a messenger RNA of Dreissena polymorpha, 3829 nucleotides long. RefSeq names its product E3 ubiquitin-protein ligase HACE1-like. The coding region runs from base 101 to 2833 and encodes 910 amino acids. Gene Ontology annotation, cellular component: nucleus. The transcript is spliced from 26 exons. Gene Ontology annotation, molecular function: protein binding; ubiquitin-protein transferase activity. Gene Ontology annotation, biological process: protein polyubiquitination; proteasome-mediated ubiquitin-dependent protein catabolic process; positive regulation of protein catabolic process. The record is from RefSeq and is a predicted model, not a curated record. NCBI's taxonomy places the organism in Eukaryota, Metazoa, Mollusca, Bivalvia, Myida, Dreissenidae.
ACCAAAAAAUUAGAUUUAUUAUGAGCUAUUUCAAGCUAUUAUUCAUGUUAGAUUUCGAUUUCACAUAAUGCCAAGACACAUCUUUGAUAUUCUUUGACACAUGUCCAUGAUGGCAUUUAUUCAACGACUAGCAAGAAGUCUUCGAUCAGCUCGAUCAGUUCAGUUGCCGGAUGAUGAGGAUGCUGCCUAUUCCAUGCUGAUGUCCCUGGUGAUUGCUGAUAGACACAAGACGUUGUCAGAGCUGAUUUCGAAUUCAGAAUUUGACAUUAAUCACAAAACAGACCGUGGUCACAACACCUUGCUUCAUCAGGCAGCAAACAUGGGUGCAUAUGAAUGUCUGUGUGUUCUCAUCAAGAAAGGCGCAGAUGUCAAUGCACAGGACACCUCUGGAAACACCGCACUACACCGGGCGGCAAAAAAUGGGCACAAGAAAAUUAUAGUGAAGCUCUUGGAGAAUAAAGCAGACAUCAACAUACAGAACAACGAAGGGUUUACCAUGGUUCACUGGCUGGCAGCCAAUGGGAGACAUCAGGUGCUGGAGGAGAUUGCCAGUCUCAUUGGUAACCUGGAUAUAGAGGACACUCAAGGUCAGACUGCCCUGCAUGUUGCAGCCCAAAAUGGGCACAUUCCAACAGUUGAGUUUCUACUUAAUAACAAAGCAGACAUCAACAAAGAGACAAGCUAUGGGUGGACGCCACUCCAUUUUGCAAUAAGUCACGGCCAGCAUGACACAGUAAAGUACCUGCUGGUUAGAGGAAUCCGUCUGUUAACAAGGAGUAAAGCUAGUCCCCAGAAUCCACGCCCAACAGUGCACUCAAGGAAUUCAGAGGCUAGGAACCACCUACAUGCUAAGACGCCACUGGAGCUGUGUGUGGAGGGGGGCUAUUCUGAGACAGUAGACUUGUUACUGAAGCAUUGUCCUGUGAUGUAUCCACAAUUAAUAGAAAUAGUGACCUCCAGUACAAUCAGUGAAAUUGUGGUAUCACGGCUAUUGGGGCACCUGUGUAAUAAAAAAGGGCAACCAGACAUGACAGAAAAGCUGCUUCGAAGCAUAGCCGCUGCCGUGUCACAUUUAGGCCACACAAUUUUGAGUGCCUCGUAUGAAUCCAAGAUGGAGGAAUCGCACCUGCUACGCUGUGUGACAAUCCUCUCUAAUCUGCAGACGGCCAUUGCAAAUUCUUCUUUUGGCUUGAAUGAAGAUGGGCUGAGGCAAGCUUUAGAGCCCCUGUCCCAGCUAUGGCAGUUACUAAGGGACUGGAUGGCCAUACUUGGUGUGGAGUAUGAGAACCAGGGGGACUCCUGUCUGAUAGAGAACUUGAGGUUGAGAAGUAGCACAUCGUCUGAACCUAGUCCUGGCAUCCAUGACAACAAUGAUGGACAUACAGAGGCCACAGGUAAAGAAUCCCCGAGACCUCGAGCCCAGACGGAGGUCAAACGUGGCCCCCCACUGAUAGAGGUCAUGCCACCCAAAGUCUGUUCAGUCAUACAUGCCUACUACCUAGUCUGCAGUUAUACCAGAGCUUCAACAGUGUUUGCACAAUUUGUGAGAGAUCAUAUGGCAGUGAUACAAGCCCUCAUUCUUAGAAACCCAACUCUGAUAUUUGAACAUCUUCACUUCGUUCUGGACUCGCCAGAGCUUCUCACAUCUUUCCUGUCUGUGAUACACAAACAGCCAUUUGAGUUACGGCGCAAGUGGUUUUAUGAACAUAUCAGCAAGAGAAAGGAUGCUGAGAGUGUCGCUAUGGAAACCCGCCAUAGUGGAGAUCCUCUCAUAGUGGACAGAGGCACAUUGUUUCACAGCAGCUGCAGCCAACUUCUGGGCAAGAAUCCUGAAGACUUGAAGCAUAACCUCAGUCUGCAGUUCCAAGGAGAAGAAGGGAUGGGUCAGGGCGUGGUCAGAGAGUGGUUUGAUGUGCUAUCCAGGGAAAUCCUCAAUCCAGACUAUGCUCUCUUUACUCAGUCAGCUGAUGGCUGCACGUUUCAGCCAAACAGCAACUCGUCCGUGAAUCCGGACCACCUGAGUUAUUUCCGGUUUGCAGGUCAGUGCCUCGGGUUGGCGCUGUACCAUCAGCAGCUGAUCAGUGCCUGCUUCACGCGCUCCUUCUUUAAACACAUCCUCGGUAUACCAUUGAAUUAUAGAGAUGUUGCAUCUAUUGAUCCUGAAUAUGCACAAAAUCUGCAGUGGAUACUAGACCACGACAUCACUGACCUUGGCCUUGACCUGACCUUCAGCGUGGAGACCGAUGUGUUCGGGGUCAUGGAGGAGGUGGAGUUGACACCAGGAGGGAGCACUCUACCAGUCACAGAGGAGAAUAAGGCCGAGUAUGUACAGCUAGUUACUGAACUUCAAAUGACACGAGCUAUCCAGCCCCAGAUCGACAACUUCCUGGCAGGAUUUAACCAGUAUGUGCCGCAAAAGUUGGUCAGGCUCUUUGAUGAAUAUGAACUGGAGGUGCUGUUGUCAGGGAUACAGAAGAUAGAGGUGGAAGACUGGAAGGCUAACACAGUCUACACUGACUGUGAUCCUGCAACACCUGUCGUCCAGUGGUUCUGGGAGGUGGUAGAGGAGUUCUCAGACAGGGAACGGUUUCAGCUGCUGCAGUUUGCAACCGGAAGUUCAAGGCUUCCAUUUGGAGGGUUUGGUAACCUUAGAACAGACGGGCAGACACAGCAGUUCACCAUCAGUCUUGUACCCUAUACACCUGGCCUCUUACCUACUGCCAGCACUUGUGUGAAUUUCCUCAGGCUCCCAAACUACCCUAGCAAGGCUGAGACUCGUGACAGACUGCUGGUAGCUAUAGAGUGUGGUAGUCAAGGUUACGCUAGGGCAUAAAGGAGGACACUUUUAGAAAAUUGAAUAAGGGGAUCCGUGGUCUAGUGGAUACACUCUAGUGCCAAAACUCAGAGGUCGCAGAUUGGAUCCCCUUGCUCAACCUUUAUCUACUAGCUUGUCUGAGAUGUUUAAUCUUAGUACAGUGCACUAUGUUCUUCACAGCUGAAUAUUUAAGUUCCAAGGUUGUCUCUGGAAUGGGACAUCUCCUGUAUCUCGCAUUGUCCCUUGUAACCAAACUAACAAGUCUUCUGAAGAUAAUGCACCAAAUAAAGCGCUUACUAGGUUAGCUCAUACCCCUGGGCUACAUAUCCAUUGAUUGCAGAUCUGAUCUCUGGCGCGGCCUCAUAACGUUUGUGGAUAUUGGUCCUGAAAUCUUUUGUACAGCCUUGUUCCCCUUACCUCUGAUUCAAGCAGAUCAGUUUUAUGCCCCGCUUCGAAGAAGAGGCGGUAUAUUGCUUUGCUCAUGUCAGUCUGUCUGUCGGUCCGUCCACCAGGUGGUUGUCAGAUGAUAACUCAAGAACGCUUGGGCCUAGGAUCAUGAAACUUCAUAGGUACAUUGAUCAUGACUCGCAGAUGACCCCUAUUGAUUUUGAGGUCACUAGGUCAAAGGUCAAGGUCACGGUGACCCGAAAUAGUAAAGUGGUUUUUGGAUGAUAACUCAAGAAUGCAUACACGGCCAACAGGGCGAACUCUGAACAAUAUAACUGAAGCAACUGCUCUGUAAUCCUAAAUCUAUAAUUAUCAGUCCAAUGAAACAUCAUCCUUUGCGUAAAAUAGAGUGGAUCAGUAAAAAUAUUAUCAGAAUAUGAUUUUUUUUGUAUAUUUUGUAUAUUAAAUAUUGUGUUAAUGUUUAAUUUUGUUGAUUAAUAUAAAUAUAAGCAGGACAGGGGAGGUAAUACACUAUUAUAUCUUUCUUAUAUACAGGGGAAACAAAUGCAAUAAGUUAAAAUUUCAUGUUUAAUGAAUAGAGGAUAUCACCCCCCCAAUUUUUUUUUA